AUGUCCUUCCUCCUCCCUACGAUCUCGCUCUUCGGCUUCCUCGCCCGCCUCCUCGCUUCCUACCUCUCCCUCCUCCUGUGCGCCACCUACGGCGUUUACGCCUCGCUCUUCCUCCGCCUUCUAGGCAAACACCGCCUCGCGCAAUGGACCGUCGCCCGCUCCUUCGACCUCGUCAUGCGCUACGCCACUGGAGUCCGCUUCGUCAUCGUCGAAGGCGGAGAACACCUCACUUCCAAACGCCCCCUGGUGAUCAUCGGCAACCACCAAACCGAGCUCGACGUCCUCUUCCUCGGCGCCAUCUUUCCCAAAUACUGCUCCGUGACCGCGAAGAAAAGUCUCGCCCGCGUGCCAUUUUUGGGCUGGUUCAUGAGCCUGAGUGGGACGGUGUUCAUCGAUCGCGUGGAUCGGAGCCAGGCCAUGAAGGCGUUUGAGGGUGCGGCCCGGGAGAUGAGAGAGCAUAGACAGAGUGUUUUUAUCUUCCCCGAGGGGACGAGGAGUUAUGCGCGAGAACCGCUACUCUUACCGUUUAAGAAGGGGGCGUUUCAUCUGGCGGUGCAAGCGGGAGUGGAUAUUCUACCUGUGGUGGCGGAGAAUUAUUCAAGGGUCUUGGAUGUCCGGGCGAGGAGGUUUGUGGGCGGGAGGAUCAGAGUGAAAGUCCUCCCCCCCAUCCCAACCAAAGGUCUCACAGCCGCAGACGUCGAUACACUCACCCUCGACACGCGGCAGAAGAUGCUCAAUGUCCUGGAAGAAUUCGCCCGCGACCCCGGCUCCAAAGCUGUGUUGAAAGCUUCGGCUAAGAAGGUGCUAUAG
Endocarpon pusillum Z07020 is the source of this 810-nucleotide messenger RNA. RefSeq lists its product as uncharacterized. Gene Ontology annotation, biological process: phosphatidic acid biosynthetic process. Gene Ontology annotation, cellular component: endoplasmic reticulum; membrane. The coding region runs from base 1 to 810 and encodes 269 amino acids. Gene Ontology annotation, molecular function: 1-acylglycerol-3-phosphate O-acyltransferase activity. The record is from RefSeq and is a predicted model, not a curated record. The transcript is spliced from 2 exons. Lineage: Eukaryota; Fungi; Ascomycota; Eurotiomycetes; Verrucariales; Verrucariaceae.